Vitrella brassicaformis is the source of this 2092-nucleotide messenger RNA. The record is from the annotation of a GenBank genome assembly. NCBI's taxonomy places the organism in Eukaryota, Vitrellaceae.
UCAAAACUCGAGAGAGAUCAAAGUGUACACGUCAGCAAGAUUCCCAACACUAGAGUCGAAGUAUUUGCCAUUUGUCUCCUGCACCCAUGGAACAGACAGACAGACAGACAGACAGUCAGAAGAAUGCAGGAAACGUUGAUGCAAGUGACGUCAGGAGAUACGAUGGUCGAUGGAAGGGGGAAAGAAAGAGGAAAACUCACCUCUGCGAUUUGGCGAAGAUAUUCUGUGGCCUCUUCCCUCUGGGCUUCAUUCAUAUUGCUGAGGUCGAAGCCGACCGUGUAUAUGUGUACCGCAUCAGACGACUCCUGGUUCGGCAGGACGUUGUACACAUCCUCCUUGCUAAUGUGCCCAGCGUCCCUUGAGUCCACGCCGUCAGUCAUGAGCACGAUGUCCCAGGACUUGUCGAAUGUGUCGCUGAUAUUGUUCCUCUUGUCAUUGAUGAGGUCGAUGGCGUCCCUCGUGGCGUUGUAUAAAGCCGUCGUUGACCCUGAAUCAUUGAACAGGACAGUGCAUGGGGGUCCAUUGGUGUGUGGUGCGCUCAACGUUUGCCCUGUGUCUGUAUCGGCUCGCCAGGAUCCUACCAAUCAAGAGGUCAUCGACCUCAUUAAGAAGAGCUUGCCUCUUGUCUCUUAUCAGCCCUGCAGUCGUAAGCCGAUUAAGGCGCAAUUCCCCCUCCCUCCCUUGCAUGCGUGUCUCUCUCUGUGUACGCUGCUCAUACCUGACUGCUGCUCAAGAAAAACCACCUCGAAGUUGAAGCGAAUGAGAUACAGCUUUGUGGAAACACACACCAGGCAAGCGCACUCAGUCGAUGAACCUGUCAGCAUUCUAGCUUGUGGCCUACCUCAUCAUGGUCCUGCAUGGCGCCCAGAAAGUCACGCACGGCUGGCAGACAGGAGACAAGACACCAGCGCACGAAUGCUGUGUGCGCAAAGUAAGUAACCUACCCUACCUGCUUUCAUCUCAGCAGUCUUGGACCCAGUCAUAGAACCGGAGACGUCUAGCACCAGCACCACCACGGCGGGCUUUUUGUUGGCCUUCCAUGUGGUGAUGACGGCGUCAAUCACGCUUGUGGUGGGGAAGGGCCUGACAUCAAAAGCUUUCUGCUCAUGCACGUGGCACGUCCGUCAUAUGAGAGGCUUACAGCUGAGGCGUCUGCUUGGCCGGUAUCACACCAUUCUCGAGCAGAAAGGGGGCCGUGCCUGCUCGACAGAGACACAAAUGACAUGGGCUGUCUGUUCAAAACGCCUUGAUAUCGAUCGAUCGAUCGAUCGAUCGAUGACCUGCUGGGGAUAUUUCCCUCGUUGAAUCCCACGCUCUGAUGCCGUAGUCCAGCAAGCCAUCAGCCCUGUCUGGUGGGUGUUGCAAUCGUGCGAGGGAGGGAAGCAUGCAAUAGAUACAACAAUGCCAACUGUGGUAUUUAUUGGUGGCCAACCCACCCGAGUCAGUCGCAUAAGCGAUGAAACUCUCGGCCGCUGCCACCUUUUGUGCGAGCACACUGGUGCGUGGAUACCAUCGACAGUUAUGUGUCUCACCCACCUGUUCGGUGCUGGUCCACGAUGCGCCGUCCUGAUGCAUCAACACAUACGCAGCGGGCAGUCUGGAUGAUACAUGUACCUUGGGCAUGGGGCUGUGGAUGGAGUGUGGCUUACGAGUAUGCACAACGGGUGGUCCAUGUAGUAGGUUCCGUCAGACGGGUAGAUGAAGACAAAAUCUGAACAAUCAGUGGACAGACAGACAGACCCCCACUCGUACCACGCUGGCCGGUUGUUUGGUCGGCGUUUUGCUGGCUCACCAUCGUUCCAAGCCGCUGCACGGCAUUCGUGUUCCACACGCGUUCACAGACAAAGAGAAGACACCGCUGUCGCCUCCUGCCGCCAGCCAAGUCCGUGUCCGUGUGUCUCACCGACCUUUGGUGUUGUUGUUUUUGUUCCAAUUUAUCUGCAGCAAAGUCAGUCAGUGGAGGGACACACCGCUCAGUCAGAACGGACACAACACGAGCCAUGGGAAGUCCGUCCAUCUUUGGUCACUCGCUCACCACAUUGGACUCAUAAUUCGCCACGGCAUGCAGAUAUCCCGGCCCAUUCUGCACCAU